Molecule: messenger RNA, 501 nt
Organism: Rhinopithecus roxellana (golden snub-nosed monkey)
Lineage: Eukaryota; Metazoa; Chordata; Mammalia; Primates; Cercopithecidae
Product: E3 ubiquitin-protein ligase UHRF2-like
Exons: 2
Coding region: 4-501 (165 amino acids)
Molecular function (GO): protein binding
Source: RefSeq, a predicted model, not a curated record
AAGAUGUGGAUCCAGGUUCGCACCAUUGAUGGCUCCAAGACGUGCACCAUUGAGGACGUGUCUCGCAAAGCCACGAUUGAGGAGCUGCGCGAGCGGGUGUGGGCGCUGUUCGACGUGCGACCAGAAUGCCAGCGCCUCUUUUACCGGGGCAAGCAGGUAAAUGAAUUGGUGGAUGCCAGAGAUGUCGGCCUUGGUGCUUGGUUUGAAGCACACAUACAUAGUGUUACUAGAACUUCUGAUGGACAGUCACGUGGCAAAACUCCACUGAAGAAUGGCAGUUCUUGUAAAAGGACUAAUGGAAAUAUAAAGCAUAAAUCCAAAGAGAACACAAAUAAAUUGGACAGUGUACCCUCUACGUCUAAUUCAGACUCUGUUGCUGCUGAUGAAGACGUUAUUUACCAUAUCCAGUAUGAUGAACGGGGUAGUCUUGGGAACCUGGAAGGACAACAGGGAGAUCACAGAAGGGCAUCUGUGUUAAAGAAGUGGAUGGAGGAGGGGUAG